Messenger RNA from Aspergillus homomorphus CBS 101889, 816 nucleotides. Its product is annotated as glutathione S-transferase. The coding region runs from base 1 to 816 and encodes 271 amino acids. The record is from RefSeq and is a predicted model, not a curated record. Lineage: Eukaryota; Fungi; Ascomycota; Eurotiomycetes; Eurotiales; Aspergillaceae. The transcript has 3 exons.
AUGAGCGCCAACCGCGGUGCCAAAAUCAUCCUCCACUCCCUCGAACGCUCUCGCUCGCAACGCAUCCUCUGGCUCCUCGAAGAGCUCACUCUGGCCUACGAGAUCCGGCCCUACAAACGGGACGCCCAGCAGCGCGCCCCGCCCUCUCUGAAGCAGCUACACCCGCUCGGCAAAAGCCCCGUGCUCACCAUCCAGCCUGCCCCGGGCAAGGGCAAACCGGAGCUUACCCUGGCCGAAUCCGCGGUUAUCGUCGAGUACCUCGUCGAUCACUUCCCGACCGCCACCGCCACCAAAGCGCUGACGCCGCCGCGCUGGAUCGCCGGACUGGAGGGCCAGCCCGGGGGUGAGACCGAGGCGUGGCUGCGGUAUCGGUAUCUGAUGCACUACGCGGAGGGAAGUCUGAUGCCGUUGGUUGUAACGCGAAUUUUAAUGGAUGGUUUAGAAGCUGACUGGCCGGUUUUUGGAGUGGUCAAAAACGCCCCCGCCCCGUUCUUCGUCAAGCCUGUUCUCGGCAUCGUCCCGGGCAUCGUGAACAAGGAGUAUAGUCGGCCCAACCUGGAGACGCAUUUCGGGUUCUUGGAGGGUCAGUUGGCGACGACCACCGGUGAAAAAGCUUAUUUGGCGGGUACGCAGUUCACCGCCGCAGAUAUCCUCAUGAGUUAUCCGCUGGUUAUCGCUGACGAGAUCGAGGCGAUUGAUCGCCUGCGAUUCCCGAGGCUGACCGAGUAUGUGAAAGGGUUGCGAGAGAUGGAUGGGUAUCGGAAGGCGGUUGGGGUGUUGGAGGAGGUGGAAGGGCAGUCGUAUAAGCCUUUUUAG